CCGCCCGCCCCCUCCGCCGUCCCCCGGCCCCGGAGCAGCGAGGCCCCGAGCGGAGCGGAGCGGGGCAGCGCCGGGCAUGGGGCGCGGUUCGGCGGGACCGCGGCCCCUCCGCGCCCCCCUGCGCACCCCCCUCUGCUGCCUCCUCGGCCUCCAGCUGCUGCUCGGCGCUGCGCAUCCAGACUCUAAAGUCUUUCUCAUCUACAACACGGGCCUGCAGGGCUGCCUGGAGACGAAGGACUCACUGGUGCGAGUGGCCAAGGGCUGCAACACCAGCACCCCAGCCCAGCAGUGGAAAUGGGUCUCACGAAAUCGCCUCUUCAACGUGGGGGCCAUGCAGUGCCUGGGGGUGUCGUGGCAUGGGGCCAACGCCACGGCGGGGCUGCACCCCUUGGCCACCUACGAGUGCGACCGCGAGUCCGUCAACAUGCGCUGGAGCUGCCGCAGCCUCGGGGAGCAGCUCUCCCAGCAUCUCGGCGCCCGCCCGGGCAAUUCCUCCCUGGACAGGGGGGACCAGGCACGUGGCUCGCAGUGGAGGACGUACGGCACCGAGGAGGACCUGUGCUCCGUGCCAUACUCGGAGAUCUACACCAUCCAGGGCAACUCUCACGGGAAGCCCUGCACCAUCCCCUUCAAGUACGAUAACCAGUGGUUUCACGAGUGCACCAGCACGGGGCGGGAGGACGGUCACCUCUGGUGUGCCACCACCCAGGACUACGGCAAGGACGAGCGAUGGGGCUUCUGCCCCAUAAAGAGCAACGACUGCGAGACCUUCUGGGACAAGGACCACCUCACCAACAGCUGCUACCAGUUCAACUUCCAGUCGACGCUGUCGUGGCGGGAGGCCUGGAACAGCUGCGAGCAGCAAGGGGCCAACCUGCUGAGCAUCACCGAGAUCCACGAGCAGACCUACAUCAACGGGCUGCUGACGGGGUACAGCUCCACGCUCUGGAUUGGGCUCAAUGACCUGGACAUCAACGGCGGCUGGCAGUGGUCAGACAACUCCCCCCUCAAGUACCUCAACUGGGAGAGCGACCAGCCCGACAACCCCAGUGAGGAGAACUGUGGGGUGAUCCGCACCGAGUCGUCUGGGGGGUGGCAGAACCGCGACUGUGGCAUCGCCCUCCCCUACGUCUGCAAGAAGAAGCCCAACGCCACCACCGACCCCUUUCUGACAGACUCGUGGUCCGAGGUGAAGGUGGACUGCGAGCCCAGCUGGCAGCCCUUCCAGUCCAACUGCUACCGGCUGGUGGGAGAGAAGAAGAGUUGGCAGGAGGCAAAGAAGACCUGUCUGCGGAGCGGGGGGGAUCUGGUCAGCAUCCACACCCUCUCCGAGCUGGAGUUCGUCACCAAGCAGGUCAAGCAAGACGUGGAGGAGCUCUGGAUUGGCCUCAACGACCUCAAGCUGCAGAUGAACUUCGAGUGGUCGGAUGGGACGCCCGUCAGGUUCACGUACUGGCACCCCUUCGAGCCUAACAACUUCCGUGACAGCCUGGAAGACUGUGUGACCAUCUGGGGACCGGAAGGGAGGUGGAAUGACAGCCCGUGCAACCAGACCCUGCCCUCCAUCUGCAAAAAGCCAGGUCGGGUGAGCCAGGAGAAGGAGGAGGAUGACCACGGGUGCCGAAAGGGCUGGAAGUGGCACAGCCCCUCCUGCUUCUGGCUGGGCGAGGACCGCGUCCCCUACAGCGACGCCCGCAAGACGUGCUCCGACUAUGGCUCUACGCUGGUCACCAUCACCAACAGGUUUGAGCAGGCGUACGUCAGCAGCCUCAUCUACGGCUGGGACGGGGAGUAUUUUUGGACGGCACUGCAGGACAUCAACGAGACGGGCGCUUUCCGCUGGCUGAGCGGCGACGAGGUGAUGUACACCCACUGGAACCGCGACCAGCCCGGUUACAACAAGGGCGGGUGCGUGGCCCUGGCCACCGGCAGCUCCAUGGGGCUGUGGGAGGUGAAGAACUGCAGCACCUUCAAGGCCAAGUACAUCUGCCGGCAGAACCUGGGCACCCCGGUGAACCCCGAGCUGCCCGGGCCGUUCCCCACGCCCAGCCUGACCGCCGCCUGCCCCCCGGGCUGGAGCUCCGACCCCAAGCUCCGGCACUGCUACAAGGUGUUCAACUCCGAGAAGCUGCAGGAGAAGAAGCCGUGGGUGGCGGCGCAGGAGUUCUGCCGGGAGCUGGGCGCCCAGCUGCUCAGCCUGGGCAGCUAUGAGGAGGAGCAUUUCGUCGCCAACACCCUCAAUAAGAUUUUUGGGGAGUCGGAGCCGGAGCUCCAUGAGCAGCACUGGUUCUGGAUCGGCCUGAACCGGCGGGACCCCACGGGCGACCGGAGCUGGAAGUGGAGCGACGGGCUGGGGUUUUUCUACCACAACUUUGACCGCAGUAACUACGACGACGACGACAUCCGGACGUGCGCAGUGCUGGACCUGGCCUCCCUGCAGUGGAUGCCGAUGCAGUGCGAAGCCCAGCUGGACUGGAUCUGCAAACUGCCCAAAGGUGCUGACGUGAAGGAGCCAGAGAUCACCACCCAAGGUAGCAAAGAGUGGGUGAAGUACCAGGAGGCCGAGUACAAGUUCUUUGAGCACCACUCGACGUGGGUGCAGGCCCAGCGCAUCUGCACCUGGUUCCAGGCGCACCUGGCGUCAGUGCACGGCGAGGCCGAGCUGCGCUUCCUGGGACAGAACCUGCAGAAGUUCUCCAGGGGCCAGGAGCAGCACUGGUGGAUCGGGCUCCACACCUACGAGAACGACGGGAGGUUCAAGUGGUCCGACGGGUCCCUCCUCAACUUCGUCUCCUGGGCGCCGGGCAAGCCCCGGCCCAUCUCCAAGGACAAGAAGUGCGUGUACAUGACGGCCAGCAGAGAGGACUGGGGGGACCAGAAGUGCCUGACGGCACUGCCCUACAUCUGCAAGCGGAGCAACGGGACGGCCACCAAGCCUUCGCCCCCCCCGCUGCCCGCUCCCGUGAGCGGGGGCUGUCCCCGCGGAUGGGUCCCCUUCCUCAGCAAGUGUUUCAGCUUCAAUGGCCACGACAAAGCUGAGAUAGUGAAGUGGCCUGAGGCGAAGCAGGCGUGCGAGAGCCAGGGUGCUGUCCUGGCCACCAUCGCCAGCCCCCUGGAGCAGGCUUUCAUCACGUCCAUGCUGCCCAACAUCUCCUUCGACCUCUGGAUCGGGCUCCACGAUGCGCAGAGGGAGUUCCGCUGGGUGGAGGGCGAGCCGCUGCGGCACGCGAGCUGGGCGCCUGGGGAGCCCUCGGGCUGCAGCACCCCCGGCCCCCGCGACAAACCGACCAACUGUGUGGUGGUGUGGCACGGCUCGCCCCCCCUUUUCACGGGGCGCUGGGACGACCGGAGCUGCCUGGAGGAGAAGCACGGCUACAUCUGCCAGCGGAGCAUAGACCCGUCCCUGAGCCCCGCACGGACGCCGUACCCCCCCUCGCCCACCGGCACCCUUUUUUACCACAACAGCACUUACCGCAUCCUGCAGAAACCCCUCAGGUGGCACGAGGCCCUGCUGCUCUGCGAGACCCUCAACGCCACCCUGGCCACCAUCCCUGACCCCUACAGCCAGGCGUUCCUCACCCAGGCCGUCAGCAGCCUGCGGGCUCCGCUCUGGAUCGGCUUGGCCAACGACGAGGGAGGCCGGAGCUACUCAUGGCUGACGGAGGAGAACGUGUUCUACACCAACUGGCAGGACGGGGAGCCCCAGCAGGUCGCCGGCUGCUCCUACAUGGACGUGGACGGGAGCUGGCGCACGGCCGGCUGCGACACCAAGCUGCAGGGCGGCAUCUGCCAACUGCGAGCAGGUGCCGCCCGCCCGCACAAGUGGAGCUACAGCGGCAGCUGUCCCAAAUCGCUGGAGGACUCGUCCUGGAUCCCUUUCCGGGAUCACUGCUACACCUUCCACAUGGAGAUCACCCUGGGGCAGAAGGAUGCCAUGAGGAGGUGCCAGAAAGUCGGUGGCACGGUGUUGUCCAUCCAGGAUGAGAUGGAGAACGUCUUCGUGUGGGAGCACCUCCAGGCGUACGAGGGCCCAUCCAAGGGCGCCUGGCUGGGCAUGAGCUUCAACCCCAAAGGUGGCACCUUGGUGUGGCACGACAACACUGCUGUCAACUACUCCAACUGGGGCCAGCACGACACGGGGCCCAGCAUGCUCAGCCAGAACAGCUGCUACUGGAUCCAGAGCAGCAACGGCGUGUGGCGCCUGGGCUCCUGCACCAACGUCACCAUGGGGGUCAUCUGCAAGAUCCCCCGAGUGGAGGAGAGCAGCUUUUCCAGGGCAGCUCUGCCGGAGAACACGACGGCCAUCGCAGUGGUGGUGCUGUCGACGCUGGCGCUGUGCGCCAUGCUGGGCAUCGCCGUCUACCUGUACAAGCGUCGGCGGAGCGCGGAGCGAGGAGCCUUCGAGAGCGCCCGCUACAGCCGCACCACCUCCAACCCCAGUGAAUCUGCCGAGAAGAACAUCCUGGUGUCGGACAUGGAGAUGAACGAGCAGCAGGACUAACGGCAGGGGGGACGCUGGGGAUGGGGACCUGGGGAGGGGGGAGGACGGGGCGCAUCACGCGCUAUCCCCGCGGCGCAUGGGGCAGGGGGGAGCAGGACCGGUGCGGCAGGGCAGAGAGAGGGGCUGGGGUCGGGGUUGGGGUCGAGCGGAGGGAGCUGGGGUUCCUCCUGCCCCAUGGGUCGCUGUCGCCAUCUCCAGGCUCGUCCCCGGCUGCCGGGAUUUGUCCUGCAGCAACCGUGGAGGCGGUUUCAGGGCUAAAAAGUUUUGAGGAAAAUUGCUCCCACUGGUUCAAGAGCUUUAUGGCGGUGUGAACAGGCUCCACAACACCUUCCUCUUGGGUGGUGGGUGUGCAGGGCCCCAUGACGGGCUUGUUCCCCCCAGGAGCCGAGCUGGUGGCCAAGAAGACAUCCUCCUGGGCAAGAGGUCUCUAAAGCCGAUCUACCUCCUCUCCACACAGCAGCGAGGGCCCUACCAGCCCCCCAGUCCCCACCAGCUGUCCCCGUCCUUGACAUCGUCCCCCACCUCCGGCAGAAAGCAGCGGAGCUGCCGUCGCAGCGAUCCAAGCACGGAUCCCCCCCAGCAUCAGCAUUGGGACCCCCUCUCCUCCCUGGCGCAUCCCCAGGGCUGCAUCCAGCCCCGGCGGGGCUGCGCUGCUCCCCGCUUUCUGUUACUUUGGUGUGUGUGUCCCCCAAAUAACUGCACGUGAUGGCACCGGAGCAAACCGCUGGCCAGGCCCCUCUCUGGCGGGAGCCCCCCGACACCCCGGGCUCCACCGGAGGAGCUCGGUGCCACAGCAUGAGGUGCUGCCAGGGCCACCAUCUGUCCCUUGCCUGGCAGGGACAACGGGGCUGGGGUCACUCGCUGCUGGGUGCCGCAUUCGGGCCAGGAGGAUGAGCAUCAGGGCCACAGGGUGGGGAGCGAUUUGGAAGCUUUGGUGGUUACUUUGAAAGUUUGGUGGUUCUUGUUUUGAUUGUUCUGUUUUUUUAAGGAAACGAUAGCUUUUUUUGCUAUACUGUAUUGAGUGCGUGCUGAAUAUAUACGUUCUUUCACACAGCUAGCUGGGGUGUUUCUGGUUGCUGUUUGACGUGUAGAGGAGGAGGAAGGCAGCGCAGGGCUAAGCCUGGCUUUAGACCUGUGCAGGAAGGAGCGGGGCACCCAAGGUGGAGCUUUUCUCCUCCAUCCCAGUGCUGGGGUGAGAGGAUGCCUGGAGACAGCAAGAGACAUUCGGGCCCCAAGGGGGUUUCCCUGCUGGGAAUGGGACCCAAAGAGCCCCCCAGACCUCUGAAGUGGGGUGGCACAGCCCCUACGAGGGACAUUGCGUUUAGUCCUCUGCCUCCGAGGCUCGAGUUGGGUUUUUAUUUUCAUUGUGACGACGAGAACUAGCUAAGUUUUGUUACUCUCUCCUUUUUGACACCUGCGUGGAUUUUAAAAUCUGUUGAUUUCACUUAAGCUGGACAUUAAGUGUUUAAGAAACUGUUGGGGGGUGGGACGAGGGAACACGGGAUCGUUGGGGUUUUGUUUUCUUUUUGGCAAUGUCCAAAAGCUGCCACGACGUUUCAGGGUGAGCGAGAAUCUGGAGCACACAGAGCUGCCCCGGCUCCGUUUCUCUCUCUUUGGCUGUCUCUGUAUUUUCUUUCCUGAGGUCCUUUCUGGUGUGGAGCUGUCGGUUUUGUCCAGGGGCCCGUGGCUUUCCCAGCGUGGCUGUUGGAUCCUGAAAAGCCGAGCGUGGAUUCCUCCUCAUCCCCAGCACGUGUUGAUGUGCCGCGCUGGGAAGGCAUUGGCAUCGCUGGUUGGAAUAGCGGGAGGGAUGCUGAGCCGGACGGGGGCGGAGGUGCUGGAUUAACCCCUCCUGGCUGAGCUGAGCUCUUGGGAAGUCCUAAAAAAUCAAGGUGGAGGUUCAGACGGGUGGGAAGGAGCGGGGGAAGAGCGGUGCUGGGGUGGAGGGCGCGGGGGAACGGUGGGGUUUGUUGGGAGACGCGGCGGGUACGGCCGGGAUGGGUGAGUGAACACCAAGUGCUGGGUGUAGGAGGAGAUUCCAUCACCAUGCGGGAGGGAUGGCGCCCGGCUUUCACACAGCCCUCAACGCUUCGGUUCAGAACGCUUCCUUUCUUAGUUUUGUUUGAUUUUCUUCUCGGUUAAUUUGUUCUCUUGUCUCCUUCGCUCUCGAGAAGAGAGAUCUGUACAAUCUAAGGGAAAUUUUGUAUGAGAAGAGUUUCAUCAGCUGUUGGCAGCAAUCAGGAUUACGGGAAAAACGCAUAUAUGGUUAAGUGGUAUUUCCUAUCACCAUUAGAAUAAUGUGAAGAAUUGCUUACGAGGACCCUGUCAAUUAUAUAUAUAUAUAUAUAUAUAUAAAAUAUAUAUAUAUAGUUUUGCAUUUUUUUACUCUCUGUGGUUUGUAAGAUCCUUUUAGAAGCUUGGAAAUAAAAUUUCCUUCCCCAA
Molecule: messenger RNA, 6940 nt
Organism: Columba livia (rock pigeon)
Lineage: Eukaryota; Metazoa; Chordata; Aves; Columbiformes; Columbidae
Gene: MRC2
Product: mannose receptor C-type 2
Exons: 30
Coding region: 77-4501 (1474 amino acids)
Molecular function (GO): signaling receptor activity
Source: RefSeq, a predicted model, not a curated record